AUGCGCUCGGCUAUCAGCGUUAUCCUGUCGAGUCCGGUGCCCGACAACAAGAUGUCCCAUCCCGAUUACGAGCAGACCGCCCACGAUCACGCCGCCCUGCUGCUACUGCUGAGGCCAGUUGGCACGCAGAUCAAACCGAAGACGGUCAGUAGAUUAUGUGAACGAAUCGUCAAGGCUGGCAGCAGGUUUUCCGUAUCCGAUUCCAGCGGCGGCACCCGAGAGAUCCUCGCCCGAUUCAUCAGGGAACAUCCCGUGGAAAACAAUGACUGGGGAGACUUUCAGACACAUAGGAGACUCCUAGGUUUGAUCACAUUUGGCAAGUAUGACAAUCAGACGGAGCUGAAUGAGUUAUGCAGAUUACACGAAACUCUGAAGGUGAAGUAUAGCAGUACCCUGUAUGAUUCACGAGCCAUCCUCUUUGGUCCCCUUGAAUCAAAUGGCCGUCAUGAGCCACCACCAGGCUACACUACGCCCAGCAACUUCAAAACGCGGGCAAUAUUCUAUGCGGACGAAGCAUGUCCUGAUCUCGAGACGCAAACAGCUGAAUAUCUCAAUUUUCUAUUCUGGAUUCUGGAAUCAAAAAGAUUAGAGCGAUCCAGAGAGAAGAUAGAUCGUGUCUCUCUUCUGUUAGCUCCAUUUGAAAAGAAAGAUUUUAUUGGGCUAGACCUCGAAUCCAGAAAUAAUAAAAAAAGAUGUGUGGGCCGUAUGACAAAGCAUUUGGGAGAUCUUUGUCUUCAAGCUGGACUUCCAGCUGAUGCCCUGAAUAAUUAUAAUUCUGCAGCCAACAUUCUGCAGGCUGUCAAUGACUGGCUGUGGCUGGGAGCGGCAUACGAAGGUCUCUGUGCUGCUUCGGUCUUAGUUCUUUAUCCUAAUAUGUGUCGAAGUCUUCCAUUGCAAAGAAAUUCUUCUUUACAAGAGGGAAGUCCAAGUAAGCAGAGACGAGGAUCACAAGCUCUUACAGUUUUGCCAGCUCCACCUAGUAUAGACAUGGUAAAAGCCAGCAUGCAACAUAUUUUACUACCUGAAGAAAUAUCUAAGAAAUAUCGUGAAGCUAUAGUACAUUAUAGUAAAUACCAAUACGCAGGUAUAAUUGAAACUGAAGCUAGUUUCAAAGCUACAAGAAUUUCAAUAGAACAGAACUGCACCUUACAAGCUGCAUCAUAUUUGAAUAAUGUUGUAUUGAUUAAUUUGCCUCUCAGUGAGCAAGAAAAAAUUGAUCGAUUUACUACAUUAUCAAAUUUAUAUACGAGCUUUGGUUUUGAUAGAAAAGCGUCAUUCUGUUUACGAUUGGCCGCCACUCGUCAUGUAUCCCAAAAUAAUCCUAAUCCGGACUGGCAACAAUGUUAUAAUUUGAUGUUGCAAGCUACAUCUGGAUUUAAAUUAUCUUUAGAUCCUGUUGAUAUACCACCAGAUGGACAAAGAGGAUGGCCAGCCAUACAGAUCCAAAUAAUAAAUGAACUUGUUGCUGCUGCAAAUCGAAUGGGUAAUCCGGCACUUGCUACAAGGCAUUUAACGUUUUUGCUCCAAACAAUGUACAAUCAUCUAAUGCUUACCGAACGGAAAGAUAUUGCAUUGCAGUUACAAAAUGUAUCUCAACAGUGCGAGGGUGCACCAGUCCCCCUAGUUUUAGAUUCUGGUACCGUCAUACCACCGGCUAAUUUAUUAAAUAUACCAAAAACAAAAUUGUUUACUCUGAAAAACAUGCAGCCGCACUUACAGCCUCAAAAAAUAAAAAGAAUAAAAGAAGAUCAUGGUCCAUUUUUAUUUACGCCAAUUAACUUCGGAUCAUUAGAGCGCAAGAAUACUUCAAAGAGUAAAGUUGAUUAUUUGUGGGUGGAAGGAGAUAUCUGUGAAGUGUCAAUGCAGCUCAUAAAUCCUUUACCAUUUGAAUUACACGUAUCUAACAUGAGACUUUUGACAAAUGGCAUAGUAUUUGAGUCGAUACCAGAGAGUAUUAGUCUGCCUGCUGAGUCUGGUCCGAUUGCGGUUACAUUAGCAGGCAGACCCAAGGAGGUUGGAGAUUUAGAAAUACUCGGAUUUAGCACUCACACAUUAGGAGUUAAAUCUAACUGUAGAUUGAGAUACAUGGAGGGUAUGUUACAUCCUCAAUAUACCGUCGAAGUCAUUCCAGCCUUACCAAGAAUCGAUGUCGCGACUAGUUUGCCUCAAACUGCCAGUUUCAGUUCCGGUGAUAAUAUAGUUACUAGCGCGAGUAUAUCACUUUAUGGCGGUGAGAGUGCUGAAUGUACCGUGACAAUAAUGAAUGCUGGACAAGUUUCUAUUGAAAUGGUUGAGUUAUCAGUACAGUCUACUUUGGAUGCUCUAACUGAAAGUAAAAUUUUUAAAUGGAGUGAUGAGAAUCUGAUGACACAAUUGCCUUUACAACCUGGCAGCAGUGCAAGUCUUACCUUAUAUCUGUACGCAGCAACAGAUUUUGUAGCACCUUCAAUUAGAAAUGGUAAUAUAGUUAAUUAUAUUGAACUCAGUCAACCAAGCAGUUUAAUAUCACAUUCAGGCCACAGUUCUUUGCCAUCUAGGCUUAGUUCUCCGUCUCAUCAUACGAAAAGACAAUCAGAGCUGACUUCUUCUUUUAGAUCAGGAAUAAGUUCACAUUCAGGUCAUUCUUCCUUAGCAAGCACGCGAUUGUCGAAACUUGCAGCACCUUUACAUACAUCUAACAUUAUUGAAGGUCAAUUAAGAAUUAAAUACUCAGGAGGUACAGGCUUGAUAAAUGGUUAUUGCAGAGUUUCAUCUGUUUUUAUAACUAUUGAGAUGCUACCUAGUGUACAGAUUACUAACUGGGACGUAUUGCCGGCUGAAACACCAGUGCAAUUUUAUCUUGUAUUGGACGUGUCAAAUAUGACGAAUCAUGAAAUGGAAUUACACUAUACACAAAGUAAAUGUAUAUAUAUGGAAGGUAAAGAACCAUGCAGAAUUCCUGUUCCAGUUGACCGAUGUCCACUUAAUAAAUUAUCUAUGUUAAAUGGUGCUGGUGAUAUAAGUGAACUCCAAAAAAUAUGUGCCGAACAUAUAGCUUCAUUGGUUGAUCUACGCUGGCAAUUAUUAGGUACUGAAUCGACAGGGAAAGCAACUCUCUCUGGUAUUACUCUAACUCAAGAUAUGUUGGAUCUAGUGAGAAUGAGUCCUCUUCAAUGGGAAAUAACUAUCAACGAUAUUAUUGUAAAAGCACAAGAGGAACUGUCAUGUGCUUUGGGUGAAUGCAUCAGCGUUGGUGUUGGAGUGUGCAAUGCUCUGGAACAUCCUCUGAGUGAUCUUACAUUGUCCAUUAAUUUCUAUCAGGACCAUCAUAACGGCGUUAACAAUUAUCAAUUAGAAACAAGGUUAUCCAUAGCUGGAGCAAAUAAAGUCGUGCUGCCUACUUUACAGGAAUACGGCAGAGCCUAUCAUGAAUGUCGCGUAGUAUUUUUCACUUCUGGUCAGUACAAAAUAGAUAUUCAAUGCAGUAGUAAAGAAUCCGCUCCAAAUUCUCCAAUACUUUAUUCGGAGCUUAUAAAUGCAGGGCAUACAUGGCGUUAUAUACCGCCCAUUGAAAUAACUGUCGACGAUUAUUAAUACUGAUAUAAAUAUAAAUCACUGUCAUCAGUAAAUUGUAAUAUUUGUAAAA
Molecule: messenger RNA, 3625 nt
Organism: Trachymyrmex cornetzi
Lineage: Eukaryota; Metazoa; Arthropoda; Insecta; Hymenoptera; Formicidae
Gene: brun
Product: trafficking protein particle complex subunit brun
Cellular component (GO): trans-Golgi network
Source: RefSeq, a predicted model, not a curated record